CAUGUGAUUCCUUAUGCCAAUGUCUCCACAAGACCCCAUUUGGAUAGCCCUUCAAGAAUCAUUUCUGUACCAAAUGGUACACCAAUGUCCUCUCUUUAGCUAUGUAUAUAUACACUCAUGGUUGAAGUCCCAACCAAGCUAGUCAAGUCCAAGCAUUCUCUAAGCAUAGAAUACUUUCUGUUCAAUUCCUCUGAAACCAUUCCCUUGUUUUUCACAUAAAAAAAGCAAGCAUCAUGGGUUUCAGUUUGCGUGGUGUUCAAAGGCGUGUGGAAGUCCCAAAGGGCUGUGUAGCAGUGUAUGUUGGAGAAAACGAAAACGAAAAGAAGCGCUUUGUGGUUCCCAUAUCAUACUUGAGCCAACCUUCAUUUCUUGAGUUGCUGAAUCAAGCUGAAGAAGAAUAUGGAUUUGAUCAUCCAAUGGGUGGCCUCACAAUUCCUUGCAGAGAAGAUGUCUUCCUAGAUGUUACUUCUCGCUUGCACAAGCGAUAAGAAGCCCAACACAGAUAUUAUAUGCUAGUUUCAAUGUUAAUCAACUAACUCAUUGUUAGAAAUGACAAAGUCUAACCAUGUAUACGUUUUCUUCUUUCCAUUUUGAUCCUCCCAGGAAACGGAAAGAUGUAUUGUACUCUAACAUAGAAUUCUAUGAAUUCAAGAGCAGCAGACGCUUUUUUUCUUCCUA
Cajanus cajan (pigeon pea) is the source of this 678-nucleotide messenger RNA. Its product is annotated as auxin-induced protein 15A. The record is from RefSeq and is a predicted model, not a curated record. Lineage: Eukaryota; Viridiplantae; Streptophyta; Magnoliopsida; Fabales; Fabaceae. Gene Ontology annotation, biological process: response to auxin.